AUGACAUCUCCUCGUAUUUCGGGAACAACUGGUCGCGAUUCGCCAAAUCCCAUUUUUAACGAACCCUUUCAAUUCGAUGAACAAAAAUUCUCAAAUUAUGCCGCUAAUCCUGAAAAGCAAGAAUUAUAUGUUUUUAACUGGCUAUCCAAUUUAGAAAGAGAAUUAAAAAAGACCGAUAAAGAAACCUUGAAAACAUGCCAAGCGAGUCUUGAGAAACAAUUAUUAAAAUUUAUUUCCUUGGCUUCUCCUAAACCACAUAGACCUAUUCGUCAGCUAAUUGCAAGAUGUUUCGUAAUUAUUUAUAUUAAAGGAGAUUCAAGAACAUUAUUUGACACAAUUACUGCUUUACAAAGUAUUGUCAGUGCUGGAAAAGGUGUAGGGGAAAAGGACUCAAAAUUAGCUUCAUUGCAUUGUAUUGGGAUAAUUUCAAAAACAAUUGGGAAUCGAAUUUUAUCUUUAUUUCCGGAAACGAUUGGCAUUUGUCUUAAAGUUAUCAAAAAUGCUGCCAACGUUAGUAUUGAAGCCAUAAACACUAUGACGAGAGGACUCGAAGGAUCCGCUAAAGGUGUUACGGAAUUAUUAGUGAAAGAUAUGAUUAAACAAUUGAAAUCUGGAUUAAAUGACAAAGCUAUGAUAAUCAAAGUUGCAACCAUUGAGUGCAUGUGCGCAAUAGCCAAAUAUACCUAUGAACAAUAUCCAAUUACUCAAAGUGAAUUAGAGCAAUUACUUUCUUCGAUGUUUAAAGUGUUAGAAGGGUCAAAUCAGAUAAUCCGUCGUUCAGUUGCUUCUUAUAUAGCUAUUUUACUUUCAGGAACACAGGAUGAAGUAGACUUUCUUGCUUCAUCAAUGUUACCAAAAAAAAAUUUAACCUCACAUAGUAAUACAUCUCAAAAUCCGGGAAGUCCCACAAUUAAUCAACCUCCUGAACCUAUAAGAGCUUCGUUUUCUGUUGAAGAAAUGUUGUCUCAUCUUUCUUCAAUUUAUAAUAAGCAAUCAAGUACCAGAGAAGUACGUUCUGCUAUUAUUCUGGCUUAUGCAGCCCUCUUCAUAAAAUUGGGCACUACUUAUGUGGAAUCAAAUUACGCAAUAAUAACGCGUCAUUUGUUAAAAGAACUUUUGUCUCAUCCACGAAACUUGAAUUCACGUUACGAGGCCCUUAAUGUUCGUGAACAUUGUGAAUUAUUACUUCGAGAAGUUAUUGGUUCAAGACUUUUAAGUGAGCAAGGUCAAGUUACAGCAGUUAGAGAAUUAAUAAAUAGUUGGGUCAAACAAUGGCCCGCGCAAAAUCAGGUUGAACCUUCCAAAUUAUCUCUUGUAUGUGCCGUGAAUGAAAUUUCUGGUUUACUAUUAGAUUUGGGAGGAGCUGCAAGCACUGUUUUGGAUGUGCUCGUGGAACCGUUAGUUACGCUUUUAAGUCACACGAGUUAUACAGUACAAAUUUCUACUGCAUGGUGCUUAAGAUGCUUAUGUUAUUCUUUACCUGUAAAAUUAUCUGAACUUAUUAUAAAAGUUCUUACAUUAAUUAACAAAGAUUUAAACAAUUUGACGAAUCAGUCCGCACCGCAAGAUUUACCAAAACGAACAUUGGGACAUGUUUAUGGAUUAGCGGCUCUAUUAAGCGUUGUACCUGCUCGUCCACUAGAUGUUUCAUUUGAAUUAAGUGCCCGUAUAUUUUCCUUGGCAACUCAAUUAAUAAAAUCAAGUGCUAACAAGGAUCACGCAAUAGCUAGUGUACAAAUUCAAGUUGCGUGGACUUUAAUUGGCUCGUUAAUGUGUCUGGGUCCGAAUUUUGUCAAAUUACAUCUUCCGCAAUUGUUGAUUUUAUGGAAAAUAGCUUUACCAAAAUUAACUUCGAAAGAAUCAAUUACGAAUCGUACAGAAGCUGAAUGGUCAUUCAUGUAUCACGUACGAGAAUGCGUUUUAAGUGCGAUGCUUAGUUGUAUAAUGCAUAAUUCAAAAUUAAUAACUCCCGAUGUGGCCAAAAGGCUUUCCGCUUUAUUAUACAAUACUUUAACCUUUAUAUUAUCUACUCCUACAUCGUUUUCGAAUACAAAUACUCCUAAUGGAUCUACUACUUCAAUAAUUCCACAACUUCCUUCAUCAGCUUCAUUAAAAUUUUCUGAUCGCGAAACGUCAUUAAAACGUCGACUAUUACAAUGUUUUGCUGCACUUAGACCAGUUUCGUCCUAUGAUAAUAUAAGUGCUCAACUUUUGAAAUUUUGCUUAUCCUAUUUUGCUGAUCCGGAGAAGUACUUAGGAUCAGCUAUUACUGCGGCUAUUGCUGCGGUGUCUGGAUCAUUUACUAAUGUAUGGACUGCUGGAGAUGAAUGUGCUUUCGGAGUUGCAAGUAGAUUACAAGGAAUGAACAUUGACAUUGCUAAUGAUGUUCAAAGUGAAAACAAUAGUAGAGUUGCAAUCAAAGAUUGGCUAAAUCGAGAUUUGGUUGAAAGUCGGUUAGAGAAUCAACUUGAACAACCAAUAAUCGGAGCUCCGGAGCAUGACCCAUUGAGAAUUUACACAGUAAAUUGGGUAUCAUCUUCUAAUUCUGAUUCAUUGAGCUUACCAAAACCUGUUCCAGCAGUAACUUCACUUGUGGAUUAUAGUAUUGAGCUCUUUGCAUUAGUAUUUCCAUUACAAAAUGCAUCAUUGCAGGAAUCUUAUCUGGAACAAUUAAUUAAGGCGGUUCGACAUCCUAAAUUAGAAAAAAGUCCUGGAAGGAAAAUGGCGGUUCAAGUAAACAUGGUUAUUUGUUUAUUAGCCAUUUUCAAAAAUAUUAUGAAUGUUUCUGGAAGAAAAGGAGAAAACUCAGUGCCAGCCUUGGCUGACAAAAAAGUUGGUGCUUUAGCUAUGGAACUAUUGCAGGAAGCAAUAGUUCAUCCCGAUGCAUAUUUGCGUAAUGCUGCCUGCGAAGCACUGGGACGCUUACUUAAUGUUGUUGGAGGAAAUAUGGUGCCAACACAAAUGCAACUCCUUGUUGAUCAGGUUGUUAAUAAUAGGGAUCCGGAUGCAAGGGCAGGAAGUGCAUUAGCAUUAGGUAGCAUUUACAGUUACGUUGGCGGUUUAGCUGCAAGUGGUCAUCUUAAAACUUUGGUUGGCAUUUUGUUAUCGCUUAGCAAUGAUCCUCAUCCCGUAGUUCAUUUCUGGGCACUUUAUGCUCUGGCAAAGAUUGUGGAAUCAGCAGGUCCAAUGUUUUCACAAUAUGUUAAAAGUACUUUAGGAAUUAUUGCGAAACUUUAUAUGGCUGAUACUCAUGAACCUGGUAGUGGCUCCGUUGGAACCACGAAUGUUGGUUUAGGUCUAUCAGCUUAUCAACAAUUUGGUAAAAUUAUUUAUGGUAUUAUUGGAGUAUUAGGUCCGGAAUUACAAAUUAAUUCAAAGAUAAGAGAUUUAUGUCUUAAUCUCAUGAUUGAACUUAGAAAUGAUGAUGAACAAUUGGUUGUAGUUGAAUCAAUACGUUGCCUUCAUCAUUUUACCAUGUUUGCUCAACAACAUUAUAUUUUUGAAAUAGCAGUAUCGGGAUUAGAUAAUCAACUUUUUUCGUUACUCGAUACUGAUCCUACGGUUUAUGGAGUAAAGGACAUUGUCAAGAGUUGGCUGAAUCAAACCGCGCUUGAUAGUCCUUCUACUUGGGUGGAAUUAUGUCGUAAGAUUAUGUCCAAAACGGGAUCAGUCGCUAGUGCAGGUGCACCAAUCGAGCCACCUUCAUUAGAUAUUAUUGAGGAAGACAUGGGUGACGUUGGUGAUGAUGACGGCUUCGUGAUUGAUCAGUCCGUAGUGAACACCGUUGUAGACACUUCACAGAGAGUUCAUAAUAUCGUGAAAAGUAAUCAACAAGCGCAAGAGAUUCCUCCUCGAUGGAGAACUCAAUUAUUUGCACUUCAAUGUCUUCGUCAAGUAGUUGAAGUUAUUCACUUGAGUGGGGAUAAAAGACAUUUUGACCUUGCAAUUGCUAAAAAAUCAGGAAAAGAUUAUUUGGUAUUGAGAGUUGCGGAUUUGAUAAAAAUGGCAUUUACUGCCUCUACGGCAGUUGUUAGCGAAAUGAGAUUAGAAGGUUUGACUGUGUUGAGAGAUGUGAUUGAGAAAUUUGCUGCUACUUCUGAUCCUGACUUUGAGGAGGCCGCGCUUUUGGAACAAUACCAGGCUCAAAUCGGUGCAGCAUUAACUCCGGCUUUUACAGCAGAAUCUUCUCCAGAAAUUCUUUCCGCUGCUGUAAAAGUAUGUGCAGUGUUUGUUGGAAGUGGUAUUGUCAAAGAAUUGUAUCGAAUGGGACGCAUAUUAAGGCUUCUAACUACUGCAUUAGAAAAAUGCAAAGAUAACUUAAGUGUGACUGAAGUUGGAGAUGUAAAAAAUUUUAGUCCUCACGCUGCAAUUAUGAUAAAACUUUCUGUAUUGAAUGCUUGGGCCGAACUUCAAGUGGCUAGCAUUAAACAAACAUAUUUGGUUCAAGUCGUUCAACCAAAUUUGACAUUAUUAUGCCCUUUGUGGGUAUGUGCAUUAAAAGAAUAUGCUAGAGUUCAAAUUGAAACAGAUAUUACCGAUGCGCAAGUUAAUGUAGUCGGUACCGGAUCUUUGCAGAAUUCUCAUACAGAAGUUUUUGAUUCAAUGUACAGUGGUUUAACAAGAGAAGUUAUUCUUCCGUAUUAUAAUAAAUCUUGGUUAACCAUUAUUGGAGCAGUAGCAAGCUUAGUUGAGAAUAAAAAUAAUUAUAUAAUAUCUGCUUUAAAUGAUGAGAAAUGUGAACCCGAUGAUUCAAGUAGUUUGGAAAAUGAAUUUCAGAGUUUUGAGGAUUUUGGAAAUAACGACUCUAAUGAUUUUCCCAAUGAAUUUGAGUCCUUUUCUGAAGAAAAGGCGCUUGAAACCAAAAAAAAUUCCGCCAAAUAUUUCUUUAUUCUCUUUGGACUUUGUGUCGAAGCAUUGUCCAAUACGUUUGGUGGAAGUGGUCGUAAUAGUGGUGUUUCAAAUAAUGCGGAAAAUCAAAAGAUUGUACAAACUUGUAUUAAUGCAUUGAAAUCAUUUUUGAGACCGAUAGUAGCCGGUCAAAAUUUCUUGGAAAAACCAAUAUUUAUUGAAUUAAUAAAUUUAUUUGAUCGGCUUUUGCUCACCGAAGGAUUUCAAGUACAACUUGAUAUUAUUCAAAUAAUAAAAAAUAUUAUUCAAGAUUAUGGUUCAACAUAUAUAAGUGAAGACCUAAACAAGACAACGAAAAUCGUCAAUGGUGAAAGGGAUGAUAAAUCCAAUUCUGAAGGGUUUUUUGGCAACAACGACAUAACGAAAACAAUUCUCUUUCGUAUAUUAAAAUUAUUGAUUAAUAUAUUUUUUCAAAAAAUUCCUUCACUUGUUGAUCAAUCUGAAAUGAGAAGAGUAUUUAGCCUUCCACAAGGAGAUGCGCGAGGUCAAACAACUCGUGAGACAACAGUUCUCCUCAUAUUUACUUUAGAAGCAUUCACGUCACUUGUUUCUAUAAUUCCUUCAAAAUUCAAAAUUGAUUUAAUAUCAGUUGCAUUUCAUAUUUAUAUAUCCAUUUUGCAUGAUUCUAGAUUCCAGGAAGAACUUGUACCUCGCGUACUUGUGAACAUUAAAUUAUUAUGUUCAAAUAUAGAAUCACAGUUUGAAGACUUAUUUGAAAAUUUUUCUCGAAUUAUUCAAUUAACUAUAUCAUCGAAUUUAAUUAAGAUCAAUUCACUUUUAAAAAAUCCAGAUGUAUUGAAUGAAGUUAAUAUUUCAAUAAUAAAGAAUAGUAUGUUGGCUACAGCAUUGCUUUUUACUUCUUGCCCGAAAUCAUGUGUUCGAUUUGAUGCAUUGCAAAAAGAAUUUGCAAAUAUAUUAAAUAAAGUGCUCUAUUCAGACGAUCGCACGGUAACGUGUAUCCGAACAUUAGUUUUGUUUUCAUCUAAACUAUCUGAACUUCCAUCUUCGAGUAAUGAUAUCAUAGCAUCCAUAGAAAUUAGUAAUAAUUUUACUAAAAUUCUUAUACCUCAUACAGUUUCAUUUAUAAAAAAUAUGAAUGAUAAAUAUGUAAAUGAAAUAUUUUCAGAAGAAAGUAUUGGUUUAUUGAAUGUUUUGGAAGAAUCAAUCAAAACUUUGUUGACCAUAAAUACAGUGAUACCGGAUUCACAAAAAACAAUAAUAAUGAGAAUUACAUUACCUGUCUUAAUUUAUUUAUUGGCUGAACCUCCACUCGAAAAAUAUUUAUUAUCAGAAGAUUCAACAAAAGGGCUUCCAGCAUUUCACACAAUUUCUGUGACACAUUUACUAUCACUUGCAGGGUUACAACCACAAAGUUUUAAAGAAGUAGUGACAUUUUUACCUCCAAAUCAAAAAUCAAAAUUAGAAGCAGCAAUUAGAUUUAAUUAUCUCUUUGAAAAGUGA
Diversispora eburnea is the source of this 6369-nucleotide messenger RNA. Lineage: Eukaryota; Fungi; Glomeromycota; Glomeromycetes; Diversisporales; Diversisporaceae. The record is from the annotation of a GenBank genome assembly.